CCGUGUCUUCGUAUCAGCUGCUUUAUUGUCACCUGAAUACCUCAGCAAGCAAUGCCAAAGCAAAAAAAGUCAGUCUUGCAAAAGAAGUACAGGAACAAGGAACUGGAUGGGUUUUCCUUGGUACGGACAGAGAUUUAUCACGCCACUAGAGGAGAAGUAGACCCCAGGACGAGACAAGAUGUCCUGAAGAAAGCUGCGCGGCUGAUUAGGGAGCUUUAUGUGUUGAACGCAGAGUUGCAGUACCAGCUUUGCAAAUCCCGUCCCGGGUCCGACAAACCACCGAGUUGUGUCGGAGGGCUCCAGACACCGAUUAGUCGUUGCACGGAGGACUUGCAUUCUCCCAUACUUUACGACUGUUUUAUCGAGCCAAACGGCGUCGCAUUCCAGGUUGCAGAUGUCACACCGCCAACCGAAUUACAGUCAUUUGUCACCAGCACAGGCUAUGAACUGUGCGAUACCAACAUGUCAUUGGGGAACAUUGGUCAUUGGAGCCUGGAUCACCAGUUAAAGAGUCCGAGUACUGCGUCCUGCUACUGCCCACCGUAUAAUCAGCUUAUCAUCCUGCGAUAGAUAGUUUGCCUUUGUAUGAACGCGUUAUCUAAAAGAAGAUGAAGAGGAGAUGAAAUAUUAAAUUGACGCGAUGGCGUCAGAUGAGCUUUAAUAUUUGCUAUCCGAUGAGUCUAGACUGAGGAUGGAUACAGGAGGAGAGAUCUAUGAGGAUCAAGCGAGCUUUAAGAACGAAUCAAAGUGAAGACGACAUAAGUGAUUCGUUAUCUAGUCUCCUGAAACUUAAUGCUGCCGCCGUACAACAGAUGUCCGCAGCCAGCGGAUGGAGCGCACUUGUACUCGACGAAUGCACCAUGUACAUCAGUGGAAAGGCACUGCGAAGCG
Messenger RNA from Suillus paluster, 891 nucleotides. RefSeq lists its product as uncharacterized. Lineage: Eukaryota; Fungi; Basidiomycota; Agaricomycetes; Boletales; Suillaceae. The transcript is spliced from 4 exons. Bases 52 to 570 code for a protein of 172 amino acids. The record is from RefSeq and is a predicted model, not a curated record.